ACUUCCGAUACAAGGAAGCAAGUGGUACCUAACCUGUACCAGAGAAUGUCUAAUAAGGGGGCUCUGCCUGUACCUAACAUCGUUCGUCUACAUUAAUGACUGUUAUUUCAGCACAGCUUCAAAAUCUGCCCUUAUCGCUUGAAACAUCUUGACUGCCUUAAUCGUUGUUGUUAUAGUAGGCUUAAACUGGGAGAGCGUAAGCAGGCUAGGCUCCUGGGCUAGCUACUGCACAUUACCACAACUAAAUAACGCAACCCAACGUUAGCUAAUGGUUGCAAAUAAAUUAUAGUAAUUGCUGUUUGGAUGCUGUUUGCUGGUUCGAGUCACUGCAUGGAAAAUACAUAAGUUUGGCAUUAGACAGGCAUGUCUCAGUUCUCGGCGGACGACGAGGCGGAACUGCAGUCUCUCCUGAGGCAGCUACUGAAGAGCACCAAAGACCGCAUCUCUGGAGCCCCAUCUGUGGAGUGCGCCGAGGAGAUCCUGUUGCACCUGGAGGAGACAGACAAGAACUUUCACAACUAUGAGUUUGUUAAAUACCUGCGGCAGUAUGUGGAGAGCAGCCUUGGAGCUGUAAUUGAUGAGGAGUCCGAGAACUGCGCCAAGGAAGAGGGCCAUGCCAUCGGCACGGGACAAGACACACUCGUGCAUGCUGUGACGAGGAAGACCAGAGAGUCUGUGGAAUACAAGCAGAUGAUGCAGACCCUGAAGAACACCAUGAUGGUGGUGGUGGAGUCGCUCAUCAACAAGUUUGAGGAAGACCAGCUGAAGAAGGAGGAGAUGCACCGCAAGAGCCAGCGUGAGCAGUCCAGCAGCCACUACACCGACAACUGUUCUGACAGCGACUCCUCCUUCAACCAGAGCUAUGCCUUCAUCAAGCAUGAGCAGCUGCAGGUGAUUGCUGACAAGCUGGACCCGAGCAGACCCAAGGAGAUGCGCUGGGAGGCCCUGCAGUCUCUGUGCUGUGCUCCCCCCUCUGACGUACUAAGCUGUGAGAGUUGGACUGGCCUGCGCAGAAACCUGUCUGCAGCCCUCGCCGACCCUGACCCUGACCUGAGUGAUAAGGUCUUGCGAUUCUUCGCCAAAACAUUUUCCUCGUGCCCACUCAGUGUCACCAGGGAAAUCUACACCAGCCUAGCUAAAAGUUUGGAGAAUGACUUUCUGUACCACAAAGUGAGCUUUCCUGUGGCCACGGAUGGCAUGGAUGCCACCAGGCAGGAUGUGUCACGACUCCUCAAACAGAUGCGCUUGAUGAACGACUUUCAAAAGGAAGUGACUUCAUUCUGGAUACGCCACCCAGAGAAGUAUAUGGAGGAGAUUGUGGAGAGCACGCUGGCCCUACUGUCCCUGCACUCGGAGCCCGGCCUGGGACCCCACGGCUCCGAGAGGGUCCUAGAGCCUCUCCACCUCCUUGCUCUGCUCGACACCAAGGCCAUCUGGUUCAAGAAAUGGAUGCAUGGCUACUACAGCCGGACUGUGGUUCUGUGUCUCCUGGAGAGGAAGUACAAGUCAGUGAUUGUGGCCGCCGUGCAGAAGUGCAUCCACUACGCCGAGAGCUCGGACCCAGGUGGGGACGAGACCACAGACCUCACCUACGCCAUGGAACACCAGCAGAUCAGCUGUGUGCAGAGGAUGCUCUACACAGGGAAAGAGCUGGAGUAUGUCUACUUUGUGCAUUCGCUGUGCAUGCUCGGUCGCCUCCUCAUGUACACCAACGGCAGGAAACUCUUCCCCAUCCGAGUCAAGAACCGGAAAGAUCCUGUCAUGCUGACCGACUUGGUGGUGACGCUCAUCCAAAUCAUGUACCAGCACCCAAAACCCGCCUUUGAUGAUGCCACUCAUACAGACUCCCUGUCACCUACGGCUCUGGUGACGGAGGUGCUGCACACGCUGUGUGAGCGCGUGGACUGUGCGGUGGACUGCCUUUACCAGCCUGUCGUGCUGGAGCUACUCCUGGCCCCCGUCAUCACACUGCUGAAGGGGAGACCGGUCAAGCUGAAGUCACCGGAGAGCACGCUGAUCCACGUGGCCGACACGCUGGCGCGCAUGGCCACCACAGAGAGGGGGCUGUCCCUCUUCCUCUAUGACAGGAACCUGCUCUCGGCUGACGGGGACAGCAUCUCUGCGGCCCAUGUGGUAGUGCAGUUCACACAGCGUCUGCUGGCCAGGGACCUGCCUGUGCUGGCCGGGCUGGAGCCCCACAUUGCUGUUUGCGGGGCCUUCAUCUUCGUGUGCCGCCAGAUGUACAACACCUGCGAGGGCCUGCAGGCGCUGAGGCCCUACGGCCUGCACCUGAGCAUCGCCGCCGCCUGGAGGAAGACGAGCGCACAGUCAGAGCGAGUCCCCACUCCUGUGCCUGGAUCCCCCAGCACAGCCUCCACUCAGGAGACCCUAAACACGCUGGCGUGGGAGGAGACACUGCUGGACAACUUGCUGAACUUUGCGGCCACCCCGCAGGGUCUGCUGCUGCUCCAGCAGACGGGGGCCAUCAACGAGUGCGUCACCUACAUGUUCUCACGCUUCACCAAGAAGCUUCAGGUGAGCCGCUGUGAGAAGUUUGGUUAUGGCGUCAUGGUGACCCAAGUGGCCGCCACUGCCCCAGGUGUGGUCGCUCUCCAUAGCUCUGGCUUUGUCCAGGCCAUCGUGGUGGAGCUGUGGUCCACGUUAGAGUGUGGCCGAGAGGAUGUCCGUAUGGUACAGCCCAAGUCCACGCCCAUGGACCCCAUUGACAGAUGCUGCCUGAAGUCGUUCCUGACUCUGGUGAACCUUCUCUCCUCUCCGUACGCCACAUGGGAGCUGCUGGGAGGCCAAGCUUUGCCCAACAAGAGCAGCUACAACCUCAGGGAGAUGCCCACUUCCAUCAUCGAUUUGAUUGACAGGCUCAUUGCUGUUAACUCCGAAGCUAAGAUUCACUCGCUUUUCAACUAUGAGCAGUCACACACGUUCGGCCUGAGGCUGCUGAGCGUGAUGUGCUGUAGCCUGGACACUCUGCUGCUGCUGGAGGCUCAGUACCGGCUGAGUGACAUGCUGCUGCAGGGCCAGAGGGACAGCGUGAUGGACCCUGCUACCGGCGACGGGGAGUUCAUCAUUGACGGGCUGUCUGUGGAGCGCAACCACGUCCUAGUGCGCAUGAGUGUGAUUGGUGGACCCUCAGAGCGCAGAUUACCACCCCGGGCCCUUAUGAAGGGGAGUGAUCCGUACCCCUGGCCCAUGUUUUGCUCCUAUCCGGUGCCCAGGCACUACAUCCUCGAUGGGCCAAAGACCCCCAGGGGCAGGCAGGAGUCUGAGCUGAGUGCAUUCUUGGCCUCCUCGGAGGAUGCACAGCUGGACGACAGCUGGAUGGACAGCUGUAGGAGGCUCUACUGCAAAGUGAUGACCACCAAGGCCAGUUUCAUCACUGGAAAUGUUCUGUGCGACCUGCUGGAGAAAGCUGUGCUGUAUCUCUCCUCCUCCCCAGCCGAAUGCCUCUUCCCCGCCAUCGAGCCCAGUGGUCUGGAGGGCACCACUGGGGGGAGCUGUGGCCUAUCUCCCAUGGAGCAGCUGGGGAUGAGAGUCGCCCUCGGGUACGGAAAGUUCCUGAAGCUCCUGAAGGACGAUGCCGAGGCAGAGUUUGCCCUCCUCCUCUGCCACUGUAAAGUCUUCCUGUCCCAGCAGCGUGUGAAAGCCGACUCUGAGACUCUCUACACUCUGCAGGUGGGCUCCGUGCCGCCUCAUGACUGGCUGUGCUCCAGCGUGUUCCUGAUGGCGGCGGGCGACGGCUCGCGGGCGCUGGCUCUCCUGCUGCGUCUCACGCGCCUCCUGGCCUCCGCCUUCCUCUGGCCACAGAGGCUGCACGCCUCCGUGCAUCUCCCAGUAGAACUUGCCCUGUCAGGCAUCCCUGCAGUGUACUGGUGCACAGCCCACUACGUGGAGCUACUAUUAAAGGCCGAGGUGCCCCUGGUCUGCUCCGCAUUCCGCAUGUCUGGAUUCACCCCCUCACAGAUGUGUGUCCAGUGGUUGGGUCAGUGUUUUUGGAACUACCUGGACUGGCCUGAGAUCUGUCACUACGUGUGUACCUGUGUGGUGCUGGGGCCGGACUACCAGGUGUACAUGUGUAUCGCCGUCCUCAAACACCUGCAACCAGACAUCUUGCUCCACGCACAGACUCAGGACCUGCAGGUCUUUCUCAAGCAUGUGUAUAACCCGUGGUUCCUGUGUGUCCUCCAGGAGGAGCCUGUAUCGGGCUUCAAGGUGAGCAACUACCUGGAGUUCAUGGAGGGUCUGGAGCGCCGCUACAGAGCCAUGGUCCUGACGGACAUGAGGAGUAUCCUGCACACACGGCUGAUGUGACGGACAUCCUGACUAUCCUGCACGCACACACAGCUGAUGUGACGGACAUGAGGACUAUCCUGCACACACACACGACUGAUGUGUCGGACAUGAGGAGUAUCCUGCACGCACAUGGCUGAUGUGGAGUCCCUCACACCGGGCCAAGCCUCAACCACCAAGUCUGUACACGGAACCAGACCCAGGACCUCUCUGAGUCCCCAGAUAUUGCUCCUCUUAGAACAUCUAGAAUACAGCUCCUCUGUAUCCGGGACUACUCUGAACAUCCUAAUGGAACAAUCCAGACCCUCUUGUUUCAGAGCCUAUUUAUACUAAACAGUCUAAUCCAGUCCAUCCAAUGGACUCCCUUGAGGUGGAAAAAGGUGUAUCACAAUCACAGUUGAUUGAGUGUGUAUCUGCAUUUGUAAUUUAUUUGCAAUGUCAUGAGUGGUGAUAAUGUGUAAUACAGUUAGGGACAAAAUUAUUCAUACCCCCUAUUUAAUGUUGGUUUUCUCUAGACCAGUAUGUUUGCUCUGACUGAAAAUGUCUCUGCCACAUGCCAAAAGGUUGUAAAACAAUGUGGUAGAAACAUGGAAUCAGAAAAAGAAGCGUUUUCAUCUUUUUUAACUCUUCUAUGACAACAGACAUAUUGGUCAAGAGAAAAUCAACAGUAAAUCAAUUUUUGCCAGGGGUAUGAAUAAUUUAGUUUCUAACUGUGUGUAUAUGUGUGUGUGUGUGUGUGUGUGUGUGUUGCCAGCAAAUAUUAGCUCUUAAAAGACAUCUCUUUGUAUUUAUUGCAUCUAAAGUUUGUUUGUACAGUUCUCAUAAAGUUGUAUGUUGUGCCUGCAACAAUUGAUAAGCACGAUUUGCUAAUAAAAUAUCUAUGCCAUAUAAUUAA
This is a messenger RNA of Alosa alosa (allis shad), 5200 nucleotides long. RefSeq names its product TBC1 domain family, member 32 (gene tbc1d32). The record is from RefSeq and is a predicted model, not a curated record. The coding region runs from base 364 to 4326 and encodes 1320 amino acids. Lineage: Eukaryota; Metazoa; Chordata; Actinopteri; Clupeiformes; Clupeidae. Gene Ontology annotation, biological process: non-motile cilium assembly. The transcript has 34 exons.